AUGCUGAUGAAGUGCUGCUCCACCUGUCUCUUCAUCGUCAUCCUUAACUUCAUCUUCUGCCUUCCUCUGCUUGUGCGUCAAAGAAGGUAUGUUUAUGUCUCGCUUGAAAUGAACUGGACUUCGGCCCAAAAGUACUGCAGGAAGCAACGUAUCGACCUGGCCACUUUUAGAAAUCAGAAUGACUUUGAUGCACUACAGAGUAUUUGCAGUGAUCAGGAUCUCUGUUGGAUUGGUCUCUAUAGAGACCAAAGUAAUCAAAAUGACUGGGAUUGGUCUGAUGAAGAUCAAAGCAGCUAUAGAAAGUGGAGUCCCAUCAACAAUCAGCCUGAUAACGUUGAUGGAAAAGAGGAUUGUGGUACUACGGGAGGUUCAUCUUGGUAUGAUGAAUUCUGCGGUGACCAACGUGCAUUUGUGUGUUAUGAUAAUCUAAUCUUGGUGAAAGAGAACAAGACAUGGGAGGAGGCUCUGGAACACUGCAGGAAACUCAAUUCCAAUCCAGACGACCCAUCCUCAGGUCAUACCUACGAUCUUCCAGACAUGGACUUAAGAGGUAACAACUCAGAUGCCAGAAAAGCGAUCCAGGAUGCCCAGACACCAGAGGUAUGGGUAGGUCUACGUUUCCUGGCAGGAGAGUGGCUGUGGGUGAACAGGAAGCCUCUGCUGCACCCCCCGCCUGCCUGCCCUGCACCCAGGAUGAACUGUGGGACAAUAUCACAGACCGGGGAGAUUUUGCCACAAAGGGACUGUUUGGAGAGAAGGAAUUUUCUUUGCUUAGAAACAUAGAGUACAUAUGGUUCAGAUGGUGUAGAUGCAUGUUUUAUUAGUCAAUAUUUGAGCUAUUGUCUGGAUUUGUGCUUGUGUUGGAAGAGGAUUAAAUGUAGCAUUUGUAUUUACAUA
Molecule: messenger RNA, 897 nt
Organism: Etheostoma spectabile (orangethroat darter)
Lineage: Eukaryota; Metazoa; Chordata; Actinopteri; Perciformes; Percidae
Exons: 1
Coding region: 1-783 (260 amino acids)
Source: RefSeq, a predicted model, not a curated record